AUGAAAUCAUUAAAAAAGAACAUAGAAAAUCUAUAUCCAUAAUUUACUGUUGUAGAAGUGCUUCGUUAUAAUAAAUUCAAAAAAACUAUUAUCCUUAGAAGAGUUAAUAAGCUUUACAUCUUAAGGUUAUACUGUUUAGAAGGAGUUAAUAAGGAUAAAGUACUAUCUUUAAUCUAAUUUAUCAAUAAACUAUCUAAAACUUGUAAUCCUCAUAUAGUUAAAUUUUAUGAGGCCUCUCAUGAUGCAGAUAAUACUUAUUUAGGGUAUUUUGAUAUAUAAUUUAUAAGAGUGAUAAGCUAAUAUAUUGAUACUCAAUAUUAAUGUCCUUUAAAUGAAUAAGAAAUCCUUAAUAUACUAAUUUAAGUAUUUAAGAUCAAAAUUAUUAGGUUUGCUCAGCAAUUGAAUUAUUUCAUCCUAAGCAUCCUCAUGGAAAAAUAAGUUUAUCAAAUCUAUUUUACUCUCAAACUACUACUAUGUUGGGAGAUAUGAAUAUUUUAUAUUAUCUUCAUUAAGACAAUUAUUAAGAUAUAUAUUUAUUAGCUCCAGAAUUUAUUAAAUAAAAAAUUUAUGAUUGUAAAUCUGACAUAUGGAUGCUUGGAAUUUUGAUUUAUUAGUUAAUGUUUAAGGAAUAGCCUUUUAAAGCCAAUAAUAUAAAUGUUUUACAUAAAUAAAUACUAAAAGGGAUUAAAUUUAUAUAUCAUCCAUAAUAUACUCUAAAUUUAAAUAAUUUGUUAAGAAUACUACUUUGUUAUGAUCCUGAAUUAAGACCCACUAUAAGUUCAAUUAGAACUUUUGCUGAAUAAGCUUUAAUAAGUUCAGAAAAGUUCGACAUUUUUUAAAUCUUACCAAAAUAUAAAGUUGAUCAAAUCAUCUUACAAAAGAAGAAAAAAGAAAUAAAGCGUAAUGUGAAAGAUGUUUAAAUUUAUCUGAAUGAUCAAACUUUCAAAUAUCCUUCUUUUAAACCUUCUAAAGUUUUAAAAUCAGAUAAGAAGAUUUAACAAACAAAUCCAUCUCCUUAAAGGCAACUAGAAUACUCAAAUAACAAUGAUAGUUCUUUAGAUAUUUAAUAAUAAUUUCCUACUUUAUAAAUAGAAUAAUAGAUAGAAAGUAAAAAGAAUUUAUCUUUCACUGAGAAAUAUUCUUAAUCAUCAAAAAAGAAAUUAAAUUAAUCUUAAAGUUCUUAAAAAUAAUAACAAAUCAAUUAGGAAUCCCUUUAUCCUGUUUAAUUACCAAAAGUGUUAUAAUAUUCAUUUAGCAAAAUUAAAUUUAGACAUGAAUUAAAUUCUACAAAAUAACAUAAUGAAACAGAUUAGUAUUAUGAUUAAUAUAUUUUAGUUAAGAUGAAUAUCCAAAUAAUUUUGUUCAAUAUUAAGACAAAUAUUUUGAAUCCAAAAUUAGGAGAUCUCCUCCUAAAAUGUUAUUUCAUCAAUAUGGUGAAUCUGCUUAAAGAUCUUUCAGUUAAAGAUAAUGA
Messenger RNA from Paramecium pentaurelia, 1471 nucleotides. The record is from the annotation of a GenBank genome assembly. NCBI's taxonomy places the organism in Eukaryota, Ciliophora, Oligohymenophorea, Peniculida, Parameciidae.